GACUUCUGACUUGCUAUGUCCGUGAACAAUAUGUCGAACCCACAGAGGCCCAACAAAGUGCUGAGGUACAAGCCCACACCGAGCGAGUGUAACCCAGCCCUGGAUGAUCUGACACCAGACUACAUGAGCCUGCUUGGCAUGAUCUUCAGCAUGUGCGGCCUCAUGCUGAAGCUGAAGCGGUGUGCUUGGGUCGCUGUCUAUUGCUCCUUCAUCAGCUUUGCGAACUCCCAGAGCUCUGAGGACACAAAGCAGUUGAUGAGUAGCUUCGUGCUGUCCAUCUCUGCCGUGGUGAUGUCAUAUCUUCAGAACCCUCAGCCCAUGAUGCCCCCCUGGUGAUAUCAGCCUAGAAGG
Molecule: messenger RNA, 351 nt
Organism: Bubalus bubalis (water buffalo)
Lineage: Eukaryota; Metazoa; Chordata; Mammalia; Artiodactyla; Bovidae
Product: PAT complex subunit Asterix-like
Exons: 1
Coding region: 16-336 (106 amino acids)
Biological process (GO): protein insertion into ER membrane
Cellular component (GO): endoplasmic reticulum membrane
Molecular function (GO): protein folding chaperone
Source: RefSeq, a predicted model, not a curated record